AGGUGCGAAUUAAUAAAAUUAUAUUUUUGUUUACCGGAGAACGCGCAGUUAUAAAAAAUUCACAAUUUAAUAAUAUUUGAGUAAUUAUUUAAUAACAAUUAUAAUAAACAAACUUAUAGAUUAAUCAAUAAUGUUAAAAUUAAAUCAGUUCAAUUGUUUGCCAACCUCACGUUCAAUCAUAUUAACAAUUAUUUAUUUGUCGUUUUGUAAUAGAGUCGUAAGUUUAUUGAUUGACUCGAAUACCAAUGUAACUUCAACGUUUAAUAUCAGUUUAUUGGGAAACCAUGCCGCUGAUGCAGAGAACAAUUCAUUCAAUAAAAGUUUGUUAAGAAUUUAUGGUGAAGGAAUUGAAUCUAAAUUUCCUCCAAUUUUGGAAAUGUUCGUUCAAAGGAUUCAAUCAUUUUUCUCUGUUUAUCAACAACCAUUGCUAUUAAUUAAUACUUCGAAUUUUAACCAAAUUCCAACAACAACGGUAACUGUUAGUACAACAACAUCAAAGUAUGAAGUGAUAAGUGAAAAAUCAAAUACGAGUACAACUAAUGCGGAUUUAAUUGAAGACCAGGAUUAUAACGAGUUGAUUUCUAUUGGUGAAGAUAGUGAAUUUAUAAGCGUGGGUGAGUCGGGAGAGCUUGAGACUGACGUGUUUAUAGGUGCAACAACUACCUCAACCAACACAGAAGCUACAGAAAACAAAACUUGAUCCAGCAUCAAUAUAAUAUUUUAUGUAUUCCCUAAAUAAAAAAAAGUCUAAAAUCUAAAGUUGUUUAUUCAAUAUUAUUUAUUCAAUAUUUAUUUAAUUUUUUGAAUGUCAAUUAAACACAAAUAAACAUAUGAAAUGUA
Eupeodes corollae is the source of this 840-nucleotide messenger RNA. RefSeq lists its product as uncharacterized. The transcript has a single exon. NCBI's taxonomy places the organism in Eukaryota, Metazoa, Arthropoda, Insecta, Diptera, Syrphidae. Bases 131 to 700 code for a protein of 189 amino acids. The record is from RefSeq and is a predicted model, not a curated record.